UGUGUUUCUGCAGUCAUUGAUGCUGAAGUUGCUCUGAAGGCUUGUCAGGAAGUUCUGCUCCAAGUCCAGCUGUACAGCGACAACAAGCCCCAACAUCACCAACGACAAAACGUUCAAUUGAGCGAGUGCUGUGAAGCUCCUUGGUUCCUCGGUUCAGGCUCCAGCUCCAUCAAAGAGCAGGACAAGGAAGAAGAGGAACAAAAACAAGGAGGGGCAUCCCAGCAAGUCCUGCCUCCCUCAGCACAAACACCACCUUCCUCACUGCCACCAGCGAUCGCGUCAUCAUCAAAACAGUCAUGGCUGCUCCGCCUCUUUGAGUCCAAGUUGUUUGACGUUUCCAUGGCAAUCUCCUACCUGUACAAGUCGAAGGAGCCGGGCGUGCAGGCGUACAUCGGAAACAGACUUUUCAGUUUUCCUGACAACGACGUGGACUUUUACCUGCCGCAGCUGCUCAGCAUGUACGUGCACAUGGACUCGGAGGUGGGCGACGCCAUCAGACCCUACCUGCUCUACCGUUGUGGGCGGAGCAUCACCUUCUCACUGCUGUCGGCGUGGUUGUUGGGCGCUUACUCGUCCGACAUGAACAUCUCAACGCAGCGUCACUCCAGAGGCACCAAACUACGAAAACUCAUCCUGUCCGAUGAACUCAAACUGUCCGACGCGGCAUCUGCCAGCCCGCCGCCAUCGCCGGCCCACUGCCGCCACCACCGCAGACACAACAGCAGCCACAAAGAUGCCUCCAGCUCCGCCUCCAACUCUGUCUUCACGGGUGUCCCUGUGACGACGGACAUGGAGGUCUUUGUCUCCUCGUCGAGACAAACUCAUCAGAGAUCCAAGUCCGAGGCCACCGCGGUAGGCGGUGGGAGUGGUGGCGUCCUCCGGAGAACAGGGAGUAACCCGAAGGUGGAGGCGGUUCACGACAAGCCCGAGCGUCUCCGCCCGCAGCGUGAGUUUGUGAAGUCUCUGUUGUGCAUCGGGAAGCGUUUGGCGACAUUAGCGACCAAAGAGCAGAAGACGCAGCGACUCAUCUCUGAACUGUCUCUGCUCAACCACAAACUGCCGGCUCGAGUGUGGCUGCCCACCGCCCAGAACCAGCACCACGUGUGCCGCAUCCCUCACACACAGGCCGUGGUUCUCAACUCCAAAGACAAGGCACCGUACAUCAUCUAUGUGGAGGUUCUGGAGUGUGACAGCUUUGAGACGUCACACGUCCCAAACCGGAUCCCGGAGACCAGGAUCCGCUCUGAGAGCGGCGCGGAAAACCUGAACUGUUGCGCCGCAAACGGCGUUAAUGUCCUGUUUUCUGACGGGCUGACGUCAGAGAACAGGACAGGAAGUUUGUCCACCGUCCACAACUAUGACAACGAUGAUGACGCAUGGGCGACCGACGACAUUGGAGAGCUGCAGGUGGAGGUUGAAGCUCACAGCAGCAGUGACAACAUCAGUCAGUUUUCAGUCGACAGCAUCACGAGUUUGGAGAGUAAAGAGACAAUGUUUGUUGCUGCAGGAGACAUCAGACGGCGUCUGUCAGAAAAUCUCGCUCAAACUUCGACUGCGUUCAGAAAAGAUCCUGAAGAUCCAUCUGCUGUCGCCCUCAAAGAACCAUGGGAGGAGAAAGUCAGGUGACCGUUAACCUGCUGCUGUUAAGUUAGGCUAUAUUAACUGUGUGCUCAUGUGUGUUUAGGUUCACCUUUAGUUAGGUUAGGCUUGUUAAUAUUUAACCGUGUGCUCUUGUUUGUUAAGUGUUACGUUCCUAAGUUGUUGUUGGAGAAACAGAACAGCAACACGACAAACCAAGGAUUUAUAUCAGGGCAAAGUUGACGGUUUAAAAAAUAAUGUUUAAUAUUGAUUAACUUGAACACAACAGCCUGGUUUACACAAGGCGGGGGGGGGAAGGAGGGAGGUGGAGUGCCAAAUAAAUGAAAUCAAUAAAACAAAACCAGUCCUAUACUAAACCUUUGUUAUCAAACAAAAACCCUGUCCUCUCUAAAAACAAGAGUUCAAAAUAACUGUCAAAACUGUUACAUGGAUGGCAACGCUCCACCACUAACCUAGUGUAUAUAGACACAGUGUUGGCUACGUGCUGACAUGUACAGGGUACCCCAAACUAAACUAACUCCCUUCCCCACCACACACCAUUUACCAUCAUUGUUGUCUGCCAGCAAUUCUGUCAUGAGAGAGAGUGAGCUCCUCAGCAGGCUCCCUUUUAUUGAGCCUCCAGUCAGGUGAUUGGCCAUGGUAGAAGUUAAGGCGGUGGCCUCAUGUCCUCUCAGGUGCAGCUCAUCAUGAGCAGCACCUGGUGGAAGGAUAGGGGAGGGAGGGAGGAGAGAACAAGAAAACAAACCUAAUGCCCCUGCUGGGCAUGUAACACCCCCACCCAUACAAGUCCAAAUACCUUGUUUGGAACGAAACAACAAAAUCUACAACCCUACUAACUAUGCUGCACGUGACAGUGCGUCAGCAAUAAUAUUUUCAGAUCCCUUCUUAUGGCUGAUUUCCAGAUUGUAAUUAUGAACAAUAAGUGACCAACGCAUAAGACGAUGGUUAUGGUUGUACAUGCGAUGAAGGAAUACUAGGGGGUUAUGACCUGUAAAAACCUUGAUAGGCUUUUCACUUGACCCUAGGUAAACUUCGAAAUGCUGCAGAGCAAACACAAGUGCAAGAUUUUCUUUCUCAAUAGUGGAAUACUUAAGUUGGUGUUUUUCAAACUUGCGAGAAAAGUAACUCACGGGGGUGGUCGAUGCCCUGGUCAUCCUCUUGCAGAAGCACUUUCCCAGCACCAACUGCACAGGCAUCUACUUCCAGCUUAAAGGGGGAGGUGAAAUCUGGGGCAGACAGAACUGGAGAGCAACUCUGAAAUGGCGGUGUUUUUUUGCUGGACACAAUUUUUCUUGACCAUUCUGCUGACCCAGAUGGAGAACAGUUCCUUUCCCAAACUCACAUUUGGCAAGGUUCAGUGUAAGAGAUGUGGCAGAUAAGCCCCAAAAAACCUCCCUCAGUGUGGUUAUGUGACUAGCCCAGUCAUUCGAAUACACCACAAUGUCAUCUAAAUAAGCCUUACAGUUUGAAACAUCUCCUAAAACCUUACUUACUAGCCUCUGGAAGGUAGUAGGAGCAUUGCAUAGUCCGAAAGGCAUAACUGUGUAUUGGAGGAAGCUGUCAGGGGUUGCAAAGGCUGAAAUUUCAGAAGCCUGGGGGGUUAAAGGAACUUGCCAGUAUCCCUUUAACAUGUCGAGUUUGCUAACAUACCUCGCAGGUCCAAUCUCAUCAAUGCACAAGUUGACGGUUUACGAGGUAAAGAAUGUGCAUCAGGGACAGUAAUUGAGUUUACCUUUCGGAAGUCAGUACAGAAUCUCAGACUUCCAUCAGACUUGACAUCUAGGACACAAGGAGAACUACAACUCGGUACUGCAAAUCCAUUCAGCAACAAAUAGUCAACCUCCCUUUUCAUCAUCUCUCUCUUAGCUGGACUAACCCGAUAGGCCCGCUGUUUGAUUGGUAUAGGGUUAGUCAGAAUGAUGUCAUGUGUGAUGACCGGUCUGGGAGGGAAUAUCACUGAAAAGGCUUGGAAAGUCAUGUAUGAGUUUGGCGAUGUAUGAGUUUGGCGAUGUCAAUACUCUGGUCACCAUGGAGAUGAGACAAAUAGUGAGGCAAAUCAGACAAUACCUCAGUGUUGCUAAGUCUCGCCCCCUGUGGUGUAGCGUUACGCAUCACCAGGCCAUCAGCAGCAGCGGAAGUCGUCACCUCAGAGAGUGAAGCCAUAGGUGAAAAUGUUUGGGUUGUAGGUGGCCCCUUUUCAUCCUCUCUUGGGCGGUACAGUUUCAUCAUGUUGACAUGACAUACUCUGGUCUGCCGCCAGUGGUCAGGGGUUUUGAUGAUGUAGUUUGUAUCACUCAGUUUGCUCUCCACUACAUAAGGACCUGAAAAUUUAUGUGAGAGAGCAGAACCAGGUACAGGUAAAAGAAUCAAUACCUUGUCUCGGGGUUGAAACAGGCAAGCAACUGCUCUCUGGUCAUGACGUUUCUUCAUCUUCCUUUGGGAAGAGGUCAGCGCAUUCCUAGCCAAAGAGCAAGCCAGCUGAAGGCGCUCUUUGAGCUUGGCCACAUACUCAGGAAUGCUUUUUUCCUUUAAUUCUGGGCUGAUAAAAUGCUCCUUAAGGACCUUUAAAGGACCCCUAAUCUCACAUCCAAACACUAGUUCAGCUGGACUUAAAGGGGACAUAUUAUACCCUAUUUCCCCCAUUAAAAUAGUUCCC
Messenger RNA from Solea senegalensis (Senegalese sole), 4255 nucleotides. Its product is annotated as phosphatidylinositol 4-kinase beta-like. The record is from RefSeq and is a predicted model, not a curated record. Gene Ontology annotation, biological process: phosphatidylinositol-mediated signaling; phosphatidylinositol phosphate biosynthetic process. Gene Ontology annotation, cellular component: cytoplasm; membrane. The annotation marks the transcript as partial. The transcript is spliced from 6 exons. Gene Ontology annotation, molecular function: 1-phosphatidylinositol 4-kinase activity. Lineage: Eukaryota; Metazoa; Chordata; Actinopteri; Pleuronectiformes; Soleidae.